UCCGCGCGCACUCGGUCUGCGCGCCAUCUUGACUACUCCGCGAGGGUCGAGCGUCCACUGGCGACCGUGUGCAUAUCCAGAGAGAUUCACCAAAGCUGCGAGAGCCCAAUGGAACACUACCGGAGGGCUGGCUCUGUGGAGCUCCCAGCCUCCUCACCAAUGCCUCAGCUACCUCCGGACACUCUGGAAAUGCGAGUCCGAGAUGGGAGCAAAAUCCGAAACCUGCUCGGGCUGGCACUGGGUCGGUUGGAAGGGGGAAGCACAAGGCACGUGGUGUUCUCAGGCUCUGGCCGGGCUGCUGGAAAGGCUGUUAGCUGUGCAGAGAUUGUCAAACGGCGGGUUCCAGGCCUACACCAGCUCACCAAGCUUCACUUCCUGCAAACUGAGGACAGCUGGGUCCCAACUUCACCAGACACAGGCCUAGACCCUCUCACAGUCCGACGCCAUGUGCCUGCAGUGUGGGUACUGCUUAGUCGGGACCCCUUGGAUCCCAGUGAAUGUGGCUACCAACCCCCAGGUGCACCUCCUGGCCUGGGCUCCAUACCUAGUUCCAGCUGUGGUCCCAGACCCCGAAGGAGGGCUCGGGACACCCGGUCAUGAAGUUCUGCUGGGCCUGACUGUACUCUAGACCUGAAUAUCUGUGCCUUCUCUAAGAAGCGUUUGAUUGCUCAACAUGCCAGUGAAGCUUACGUCCACAGGAGAACGUCCCCCCCCACCUCUGGAAAGUGGGCUGGGACUGUUACAAAGACUGGUGUGGGUCAGUGCCGAGUUAAAGACUGCUUGAGAAGGGCUUAUUCUGUCUCUACAGUGUAUCUCACUUGCCUUGUCUGACGUCCGACUAGGGAAGGGAAAUAAAGGUUGUACCCGUUUGUUUGGCCUGAUGUA
This is a messenger RNA of Arvicanthis niloticus (Nile rat), 885 nucleotides long. RefSeq names its product ribonuclease P/MRP subunit p25 like (gene Rpp25l). Gene Ontology annotation, biological process: tRNA 5'-leader removal. The record is from RefSeq and is a predicted model, not a curated record. Gene Ontology annotation, molecular function: RNA binding. Gene Ontology annotation, cellular component: ribonuclease MRP complex. Lineage: Eukaryota; Metazoa; Chordata; Mammalia; Rodentia; Muridae.